Penicillium cataractarum is the source of this 882-nucleotide messenger RNA. RefSeq lists its product as uncharacterized. The record is from RefSeq and is a predicted model, not a curated record. NCBI's taxonomy places the organism in Eukaryota, Fungi, Ascomycota, Eurotiomycetes, Eurotiales, Aspergillaceae. The transcript has 5 exons. The coding region runs from base 1 to 882 and encodes 293 amino acids.
AUGUCCAACACAAAGACCGUUAUCGCAACGGGUGCCUCAUCAGGCCUGGGAUUCGAAUCUGUCAAGCAACUACUUGAAAAGUCCGAGCCGUACAAUUUCAUCCUUGGUGCUCGGGAUACAAAGAGAACUCAGGCUGCGUAUGACGCGCUCAGCUUCGAUUCUACUAAGCACUCUGUUCACAUUCUGCCGCUUGAUCUGAAGGAUUUGCGUAGUGUGCAGGUAUUCGUUCAGAAGGCUCUUGCUCAGCUUGGUCGGAGCAAGAUUGAUUAUUUGUUCUUGGUUGCUGGUACACAUGAUGAUGCUAGUGGGCCUGGUCCGAAUGGUUCUCAAUGGUGUGAUGGGUAUGUUGUGAAUCAUCUCGCCCAGCAUUAUCUGGUCCACUUGAUCCGUGAGACCUUGGUCGCCUCUCAGACACGCAUUAUCUUCGUUUCCUCCGGGGCAAUCCGCAAUGUGCGGGGGCAGGAUCCUAAAACACUGGAUGUCGACCUUAAGGCAAACUCUGGCGCCGGUAAAAGAGUAGUCUACUGCGGCUCCAAGUUCGUCCAGCUGCUGGGCGCUCACUACUGGCGUCGUCAUCUGCCAGAGUGCACCAUCGUGGCUGUUUCUCCCGGUCUGGUUCCCGACACCAAGCUCGCCACGGACAUAGGAUUGAGUAUGGAUAUGCCCGAUGCUAAGACGAUUCCCGAAGGUGCUCAAAGCCUUCUUGCCGCUUUUACUCGCAGCGACAUUCCUGCGGAUCCGGAGCAGAUUUUCCUCACUAGUUGGGGUGAAUGGUGGCCCAAGGAUGUGUAUGCGAUGAGUCUGGACACUGCUUUACAGAACAAGUGGUGCUUGGGUAGAGAAGAGAUUGAAAAGGCUGAAGGUCUUGCUGGGGAGUCCUGA